Messenger RNA from Merops nubicus (carmine bee-eater), 1623 nucleotides. RefSeq names its product glucan (1,4-alpha-), branching enzyme 1 (gene GBE1). The record is from RefSeq and is a predicted model, not a curated record. Gene Ontology annotation, molecular function: cation binding; 1,4-alpha-glucan branching enzyme activity. The transcript has 12 exons. The annotation marks the transcript as partial. Gene Ontology annotation, cellular component: cytoplasm. Gene Ontology annotation, biological process: glycogen biosynthetic process. NCBI's taxonomy places the organism in Eukaryota, Metazoa, Chordata, Aves, Coraciiformes, Meropidae.
GUGGUGAUUCGUGCUCAAAAUGGCGAACUCCUCUAUCGUAUUUCACCUUGGGCAAGAUAUGUAGUCCGUGAUGAAGACAAAGUGAAUUAUGAUUGGGUACACUGGAAUCCACCACAGUCAUAUAUACAUAAGCAUCCUUCUCCCAAGAGAUUAAAAAGCCUAAGAAUCUAUGAAUCUCAUGUGGGGAUUGCUUCCCCAGAAGGGAAAGUAGCUUCUUACAAAAACUUCACAUACAAUGUGCUACCUAGAAUAAAGGAUCUUGGAUAUAACUGUGUCCAGCUGAUGGCUAUUAUGGAGCAUGCAUACUAUGCCAGUUUUGGUUAUCAGGUCACAAGCUUCUUCGCAGCAUCAAGCCGCUAUGGAACUCCAGACGACCUGAAAGAAAUGAUUGACGUUGCUCACUCAAUGGGCAUCACUGUUCUAUUGGAUGUUGUGCACAGUCAUGCAUCAAAAAACUCUGAAGAUGGUCUCAACAAAUUUGAUGGUACAGAUUAUUGCUUCUUCCAUUCCGGUCCCAAAGGAACUCACCAGCUCUGGGACAGCAGGCUCUUUGACUAUGCAAACUGGGAAGUUUUGAGAUUCCUUUUGUCUAAUCUGAGAAUGUGGAUUCAAGAGUAUCGCUUUGAUGGCUUCAGAUUUGACGGUGUUACAUCUAUGCUGUACCAUCAUCAUGGGAUUGGCACAGGAUUCAGUGGAGAUUACAAUGAAUAUUUUGGUCUCCAUGUGGAUGAAGAUGCUUUGUGUUAUCUAAUGCUGGCCAACCACAUGAUAAAAUUUUUGCAUCCGGAAUGCAUAACCAUAGCAGAGGAUGUUUCUGGAAUGCCAGCUCUUUGUCGUCCUGUUGCAGAAGGAGGAGGGGGUUUUGAUUAUCGACUAGCCAUGGCUAUUCCAGAUAAGUGGAUACAGAUAAUUAAGGAGCUGAAAGAUGAAGAAUGGAAUAUGGGCAAUAUUGUGCAUACGUUAACAAACAGACGGUAUGAAGAAAAAUACAUUGCAUAUGCAGAGAGUCAUGACCAGGCGCUUGUUGGGGAUAAGACGCUGGCAUUUCGACUGAUGGAUGCAGAGAUGUACACAAACAUGAGUGUGCUCUCGCCUCUUACUCCAGUUAUUGAUCGUGGAAUACAGCUUCAUAAAAUGAUUCGUCUCAUUACUCAUACACUUGGAGGAGAGAGCUAUCUGAACUUCAUGGGUAAUGAAUUUGGACAUCCAGAAUGGCUUGACUUCCCCAGGAAAGGGAACAAUGAGAGCUACCACUAUGCCAGAAGACAGUUUAAUCUUACUGAAGAUCAUCUUCUUCGCUAUAGAUUCCUAAAUGCAUUUGAUAGAGAUAUGAAUAGAUUGGAGGAAAGAUUUGGCUGGCUUGCAUCUCCCCCGGCCUAUGUGAGUGAAAAGCAUGAAUCCAAUAAGGUCAUAGCAUUUGAGAGAGCAGGUCUCAUUUUUAUUUUCAACUUCCAUCCAUAUCAAAGUUACGUGGACUACAGAGUGGGUAUUGAAAUUCCAGGAAAAUAUCAAAUCCUGUUGGAUUCUGAUGCUGCAGAAUAUGGAGGACAUCAAAGGCUGGACCACAAUACAGAGUACUUCUCCGAAGAAUAUUCUCACAAUUAUCGACCGAAUUCACUUAUG